CUGAUUGAAUGGUGUCAAAACUUAGUGACUAGGAGAAGAAGAGCUAUGUGUUCUUGUAGUUGAUUUUGUAUGUGUUCGUGUCUUUUGUAUCUAGCAUACAAAUAGGAAAAAAACAAAGAGCAAAAUGGGAAAUGCACAUGGGGCAUUUUUAGAGCUCUUGGAGUUUCAUAUUGUUUGAAUUUAUUCUUAAUAUAGUCUUCUCAUUGUUUACAAUGGUAGCUGUUGUAGCUUUAUUCAUGAUUCAGCCUUUGUAUGUCAUGAAUUUUAAAUACUAGGGAUAAGAAAUAUUGAAUAGCUUAUUCUAAGGUAGCACUCCUAAAAUUUCCUUUUCUUCCUCUCGUUCAUAUUUGAUAGACAACUUAUUGUUGAGAACUUAUAUAUUGCAUAGAUAUCAAAUACUCACAGUCUAGGAAGUUUUGGGCAAAUCAUCCUCUCUAGUUCUUGCAUACUACCACAUUUUAAAUGAAGCAUGUGCAACCUUAUUCAAUCUAGCUUUUUUUUUUUUUAACAGAAAUCAUGUAUGCGCUAAGUUAUUUAUUUACUCAUAAACCUACCAAACUCGCAAUACAAAUUAAAGUAUGAAACUGAAAUCAAACAUAACCUUCCUAAUCCCACUAGGUUCCUAAUAAUUGAAUUACAAUGAAAUUGUAACUCUUAUUCUGCAUGAUAAGUGUUACUGUGACAGUCAUGUAGCAGUUGAUGAGUGUGUGCUCACAGUAAGUUAAGUUUUUGGUGUGUUAUAACCCGCUUUUGGACAUUCGCUUGCCAAAUUAUGACUUGUAGAACUUGAUUGAUUUUACUUGUUCAUAAUUUCAAUGGGGGGAAACACUAAACAAUUAUUUGGAUUAUGGGAAGUUACAGAAAUGCAGUGCUAAUUUUGUCUGGUAACUAUGAUGUGAAAUUAAUUUCACCUUCCAAGAGUAUAUGUAAAUACCAGAAAGCAAUUUUUUUCUUUUUUAGUUUUUCUAAAUUUCCACUUCCCAUCCCAGGUGCUUAUUUCAUUUGUGUAAAUUUUGUAUAGGCUAAUACUAGUGACAGUGGAGAGAGCUUCAGUGUUGAUUGGGACACUGAAGAUGAGAAUGAGCUUGAAACUGAGAGCAUAGAAGAAAUUCCUGGUCAAGAAGUUUUUGCAGUCCCUGGAGAGUCAAGUUCUGCUGCUGUUUCUUCCAGCUCCCAGGUGAUCCAUCACUUCAUGGGAAUGGGGUUUGCUAAAGAUUUGGUGGUCAGAGUGAUGCAUGAACAUGGAAAGUAAAAAUUUUUCACUGGAGAAGGACCGGAUUCUGUCUAUUCUAAUUGACAUGGGAUAUCAAGCUGAGGAGGCCAUGAGAGCUAUUAAUGCAAACGGUAUGGAUGCACCAGUUGCUGAUCUUGCAGAUUUUAUUUGUGCCUCACAAGUGGAAAAGGGAACUUGUUUAAGUUUAAGAGAACCGCCUUGUCAAAAGGGUGAAUGCUCCUCUAGUCAACAGCUAACAAAUUCUCACCUUUUGAAAAGCAAGACAGAACUUGAAACAAGGAAACGUAAACUGCAACAGAUACUAGAGCAAAAGCCUGUGGGUCGGGACAAGGAGGUGUGUCGUUUGCCAAACCCAAUGAUAGGAUUUGGGGUUCCUGGUGAACCAUUGCUGAUAGUUAAUAGAGUACUCCCAAACAAUGCCAUGGGCCCUCCCUAUUUUUAUUAUGAAAAUGUGGCAUUCACUCCAAAAGGGGUUUGGAGUACUAUAUCUAAGUUUUUAUUUGACAUUAAGCCAGAAUUUGUAGAUUCUAAGUACUUGUGUGCAGCUGCUAGAAAGAGAGGUUAUGUCCAUAACCUGCCAAUCCAAGGUAGGUUCCAGCUUCUACCUCCCCCACCACUCACUAUACAUGAAGCCCUUCCUCUAACAAAAAAAUGGUGGCCAUCUUGGGACACAAGAACGAAGUUGAAUUGUCUUGUUACUUGUGUGGCGAGUGCCAAACUGACAGAAAGGAUAAAGAAAGCACUUGAGAAGUCAGAUGGUGAGCCUCCUGCAAAUGUUAAGAAAUUUGUCCUAGAGAAAUGCAAAAAAUGGAACCUAAUUUGGGUUGGGAAAAACAAGGCGGCACCACUUGAUCCAGAUGAGCUAGAGAAAUUGAUGGGGUUUCCAAGGAACCACACAAGGGGCUUUCGUACUACUGAAAGAUAUACAAUGCUUGGAAAUUCUUUUCAUGUUGAUACAGUGGCAUUCCAUCUAUCUGUUUUGAAGGAAUUGUUCCCUUCUGGCAUCAACGUCCUAUCACUUUUCUCUGGAAUUGGCGGUGCUGAAGUUGCAUUACACCGACUUGGCAUCCCUUUGAAAAAUGUGGUUUCUAUUGAAAAAUCAAAGACUUGCCAUGCUGUUGUUCGAUGUUGGUGGGAAGAAACAAACCAACAAGGUAACCUAAUUCACAUUGUAGAUGUGAAUGAUGUGACUCCGGGUAGGAUAGCUGAAUUGAUUGCUUCAUUUGGUGGGUUUGAUUUAGUGAUUGGUGGAAGCCCGUGUAAUAAUCUUGCCGGGGGAAACAGAGUGAGUAGGGAUGGGCUCGAGGGAAAGGAAUCUUCUCUAUUCUUUCAAUAUCCUCGCAUCUUAAACCUAGUUAAGUCCAUGAUGAAUCUCAAAUGAUUGUAUGUAGAUAACUUCUCUUGUGACUUUUCUAGAAGAUAAUAUUAGAAUAUUGAUAUUGGGUUUUCCUUAAUGAUA
Messenger RNA from Diospyros lotus (date-plum), 2693 nucleotides. RefSeq names its product DNA (cytosine-5)-methyltransferase DRM2-like. Lineage: Eukaryota; Viridiplantae; Streptophyta; Magnoliopsida; Ericales; Ebenaceae. Bases 1236 to 2615 code for a protein of 459 amino acids. Gene Ontology annotation, cellular component: nucleus. Gene Ontology annotation, molecular function: DNA (cytosine-5-)-methyltransferase activity. The record is from RefSeq and is a predicted model, not a curated record. The transcript is spliced from 6 exons.